Messenger RNA from Oenanthe melanoleuca, 2289 nucleotides. RefSeq names its product biotinidase (gene BTD). The record is from RefSeq and is a predicted model, not a curated record. The coding region runs from base 457 to 2019 and encodes 520 amino acids. Lineage: Eukaryota; Metazoa; Chordata; Aves; Passeriformes; Muscicapidae. Gene Ontology annotation, molecular function: hydrolase activity, acting on carbon-nitrogen (but not peptide) bonds, in linear amides. The transcript is spliced from 4 exons.
CGGGAGCGGGAUCAGGAUCAGGAUCAGGAUCAGGAUCAGGAUCAGGAUCGGGACCGGGUCCGGCCGGGAGCGGGGCCGAGCGGGCAGGGCGGGGUCGCUGCAGGCCCGGCCGCGGCUCCGGUGAUUCGUGAGCCGCGCGGUACCCGGGGCAGCCGGCCCCGAGCGCUCGGCUGUGUGGGGCUGGUCGGAGGUGGCGAGCACGGGGCGGGACAAAGUGCGGGGGUUGUGUGAGGUGCCGGCGCUCGCCGGGAGAAGCGCCAGAGCAGCGCGAGACACCCUCCCAAAAUCCCGGCUGAAGGAUGGCGCACGCCCCUUCCUCCGGCUCGGCCCAUCCCGGCACUUGUCCCUGUCACCACUCUCGCGUUGCCCUGCCAAACCACUAACGAUAGCCGCGCUCCGUUCGCCCUCGCUCGCCAAACAACAAAAAAACCCCCAUAGAUAACAAAAAACAGAUUUAUGGCAUUCAGCAUGGUGGCUGUGUGCUGGAAGCUGCACAUCUGCUUUCUCCUCUAUCAAGUGGUCUCAGGAGUGAGGAGGGAGGGGCACUACGUGGCGGCCGUGUACGAGCACGAGUCCAUCCUGAGCCCGGCCCCGGCGGCGCUGGUGGAGCGGCGCUCCGCGCUGGAGCUCAUGGGCAGGAACCUCGACAUCUAUGAGCAGCAAGUGCAGGCUGCUGCCAGGCAGGGGGCACAGAUCAUUGUUUUUCCUGAAGAUGGAAUCCAUGGCUUCAACUUCACCAGAAGCUCCAUUUACCCUUACUUGGAUUUCAUUCCACAUUCACACUCUGGAAAGUGGAAUCCCUGCAGAGAGCCCUAUUUGUUCAAUGACACAGAGGUCGUUCAGCGCCUGAGCUGCAUGGCUCUGAAGAACAAGAUAUUCCUUGUGGCCAACCUGGGGAGCAAGCAGCCGUGCGAGCGCUGGGAUCCGCGGUGCCCGUCGGACGGGCGCUACCAGUUCAACACCGACGUGGCGCUGGCCGCGGACGGGACGCUGCUGGCCACCUACCGCAAGCACAACCUGUACUUCGAGCUCGCCUUCGACACCCCUCCAGAGCCAGACCAUGCAUUCUUUGACACCCCUUUUGCUGGCAAGUUUGGCAUGUUCACUUGCUUUGAUAUACUCUUUUUUGAGCCUGCAGUGAGCCUCAUCAGACGAUACAAUUUGAAGCAAAUUGUUUAUCCAACUGCCUGGAUGAACCAGCUCCCGCUUUUGUCUGCUGUAGAGUUUCAGCAAGCUUUUGCAACAGCUUUCAAUGUCAAUAUUUUAGCAGCCAACAUCCACCACCCUACCUUGGGCAUGACAGGGAGUGGCAUAUACACUCCAGUCAAAUCAUUCAUCUACCACAACAUGGAAAGUUAUGGUGGCAAGCUCAUAGUGGCAGAAAUUCCUGUGAUUACUGCAGAUUAUAAAACCAAUUCAGAGAGCAAUGAAAGAUUUAGAGAGAACUUACAUGACGCAUGCAGGACUUCUAUGAGCACCUCACUGGGUGAUGAAGUUUGCUUUAAGGAGCAAGAAGAGAUUCCUGGCAGCGUACCUGAAAAAGGAAAGGAACAGUCACCUCCUUCCUUUUAUGCAGAAAUGAUGUAUGACAACUUCACUUUUGUUCCUGUAUGGGGGGAAAAAGGAGAGCUCCAGGUUUGUGCCAAUACCCUUUGUUGCUACUUAAACUAUCGGAGAGCUGUUUUAACUGAUGAAUUAUAUGCUUUGGGAGUUUUUGAUGGGCUCCAUACAGUGCAUGGCACAUACUAUGUCCAGACCUGUGCCUUGGUGAAGUGUGGUGGUCUCAGCUUUAGCACUUGUGGACAGGAGGUCACAGAUGCCACUGCUCUGAUAGAUUUCCAGCUAUGGGGAAAUAUGAGCACCCCUUACAUCUUUCCUUUGCUGCUGACAUCUGGUAUUGCCUUGGACUUUGCUGAUCACAUGGGCUGGAAAAACAACCACUAUUUCCUCAGCAAAAAUAGAACAUCUUCUGGCCUCCUGACAGCUGCUAUCUAUGGACGAUGGUAUGAAAAGGACUAACACAGGUAUUUGACUGAGUCAGAAAACAACUGCCUGUAUGUUUAGAGUAAGCAUCUUAACAGAAAUUGUUGAACAUCCAUAUUUCUGAGAGGUUCAGGUGUGUUUGUCCCAUCACUGCCUGAUUAGGUCCCACAUCUGAAAUAAUGUCUGUAAGCACAGUCUGUACCAUUGUCGUACCAGGAGUGAAAGAACUACCUUGCAAAGUAAAGGCUUGCUGUGAUCUGGUGAGAUAUUUUAUACCAGAAAAUAACACUUCUCAUUUCAACUGAA